Molecule: messenger RNA, 2847 nt
Organism: Colletes gigas
Lineage: Eukaryota; Metazoa; Arthropoda; Insecta; Hymenoptera; Colletidae
Exons: 1
Coding region: 1-2847 (948 amino acids)
Biological process (GO): DNA integration
Molecular function (GO): nucleic acid binding
Source: RefSeq, a predicted model, not a curated record
AUGUAUCGACAAGUGCGCGUCCGACCAGAGGAUCGGAAGUACCAGUGUAUUCUUUGGCGUUCGUGUGUGGACGGUCCGAUCAACACGUACGAAUUGAAUACGGUGACAUACGGUACAUCUUCGGCCCCAUUUCUAGCCACUCGCGUCUUGCACCAGAUAGGAUUAGAAUGUGCAGAUCAAUCGCCUCUAGCAAGUCGUGCGAUAAUUUAUGACUUUUACGUAGACGACUUGCUCACCGGAUGCGAGACAGUAAGGGAAACACAGGCAUUAAAGAAACAGCUGACACAAGUUCUAGGGCAAGCAGGGUUUCAGUUACGAAAGUGGGCAUCAAACAAGCCCGAAAUCUUGCAUGAUCGGUCUAGCAUAGAAAAGGAGAUCAAACCUCCCGAAGGGGAUUCCAAAACAUUAGGAUUGAUAUGGCUUUCCGAACCAGACGAGCUUCGGUUCUCGGUCAGAGAGCCAAUCUAUACUCGCAUCACUAAACGCACCAUACUUUCUGAAAUCGCUCAGGUGUUCGAUCCACUCGGCUUAGUCGGUCCCGUAAUUACAAGGGCCAAGAUUUUAAUGCAAACCUUGUGGCAGCUGCAAUUAGGUUGGGAUGAAAGUGUAGAUCAAGAUCUUCAUGCCCAAUGGUCAAGGUUUCGUACAGAAUUGAACCAGGUCAAGACAUUAGAAAUACCGCGCCGUGUAAUAUGCGAUAACGCAAGGGCAGUAGAACUGCACGGGUUUUCGGACGCGUCGGAAAAAGCCUACGGUGCGUGCAUCUACCUGCGGUCGCUCGACGAGACCGGCAGGUACACGGUGCGAUUGCUUUGUGCCAAAUCUCGAGUCGCUCCUUUGAAAACAACCACCCUUCCGCGGCUAGAAUUAUGCGGUGCCCUUUUGUUAGCCCAAUUAGUCAAACGAAUCCGAUACGCGUUACAGUUAGCAUUCAAGUGCGAACAUUACUGGUCAGACUCCACAAUUGCUCUAGCCUGGAUCAGAGGUCAACCAAACCGUUGGAAGACCUUCGUGGCGAACCGCGUGUCAGAAAUUCGACAAUCUACGUCAGUAGAAAACUGGCACCACGUGGCUUCGGAAGACAACCCUGCCGACGUGAUUUCACGAGGCACCGACCCCACAACGUUAAGGCGUACAGACCUGUGGUGGUCUGGCCCAUCGUGGCUAUUACAAGAACAGCACGAAUGGCCCUCAAUCGAGACAAUCCCAGACACAAUGCCGGAAGAGAUCAACCACGUUCGUAGUCAUGUCGCAACACCUAAUUGCCCGACGGACAUCUUUUGCCGUUUUUCAUCCUACUCUAGGCUUGUUAGAAUUGUAGCGUACUGUAGGAAGUUCGUAGAUCGGCUGAAAUCCAAAACGCGGGAGAACAGUCAAACCCUCGCCGUGCAACCUAACGCCACAAAUUCAUGGCAAUCAUUUUUAACAGCACGCGAAUUAGCUCGGUCCGAAGAGACAAUAAUCAAACUCGUACAGCAAGAGUGCUUCGGCAAGGAAAUCAGCGAUCUACAAGCAGCUAACCCGCUAGCACAAACCAGCAAAUUAGCCUCGCUGAAUCCGUUCCUGGACUCAAAGGGUUUGCUCAGGGUGGGCGGGAGACUCCGAAACGCUCCUAUAGUUUACAAUCAGAAACACCCAUUGAUUCUACCCUCGGACCACCCAUUGACGAAUUUAGUGGUGACCUAUGAACACUGUCGAUUGCUCCACGCGGGGUGUCAGCUCACCAGCGCAUCGUUGCGCAAUCGGUUUUGGAUACUAGCUUGCAAGCGCGUGGUUAAGAAAAUAAUACACAGAUGCAUUCGUUGCUUCCGAACAAAACCGACCGGCAUAAAUCCGAUCAUGGGAGACUUGCCUGCAACUCGGGUGACUCCUGCUCGACCGUUUGCUACCUGCGGAAUCGAUUAUGCCGGUCCGUUAUUAAUUAGGGAACGCGGGCGUGCUCGCACCGCACACAAGGCCUACAUUUGUAUAUUUGUAUGUUUCGUCACCAAGGCUGUACACAUAGAAUUAGCAACAGACUUGAGCACUGACGCCUUCCUGAAUUGCCUCAAUCGGUUUAUAGCUCGUAGGGGACGGAGUCACUGUAUCUACUCAGACAACGGUAGAAAUUUCAUUGGAGCACGCAACAAUCUUAAUGAAUUAGGAGUGUUACUAAAUAGUAAAGAACACCACGCAAAGGUAGGAAAUUUACUAGCACAGGAGCAGAUACAGUGGCACCUGAUCCCGCCACAUGCGCCGCACUUUGGGGGUCUAUGGGAGAGUGCUGUCAAAUCAGCGAAACACCACGUCAAAAGAAUAAUAGGGGAACAGCGCCUCACGUACGAAGAGCUGUACAUAAUACUAGCACAGAUCGAGGCAUGCUUGAAUUCCCGCCCUCUUCAUCCUCUUUCGUCAGAUCCCAAUGAUCUCACUCCUCUCACUCCUGGACAUUUUUUAAUCGGAGAUGCACUAACCGCCCUGCCGCAACAGGAUUUAUUGCAUCUAAAACAAAAUCGACUAAACCGGCAUCAGUUAGUCCAACAGAUGCUGCAACAUUUCUGGAAGCGUUGGCAGCAGGAGUAUUUACACCAUCUCCAGCAACGUCAAAAAUGGAGGCUUCAUUCACCAACCAUAGUGAAGAUAGGUGCCCUAGUCGUCAUACGAGAAGACAACAUCCCACCAUUACGUUGGCGUCUUGGGAGAAUUACCGAGCUCCAACCAGGCACCGAUGGGAUAAUCCGGGUGGUGUCCAUCAAGGUGUCUGAUGGCAUUAUCAAGAGGCCGGUGACAAGAAUCUGCCUCUUACCGCUGGCAGAGGAAGAAGACGCUGCGGAAAAUACCCCCGGCUCACAACCGAACGUAGAGUAA